This is a messenger RNA of Quercus lobata, 627 nucleotides long. RefSeq names its product secreted RxLR effector protein 161-like. The transcript has a single exon. The record is from RefSeq and is a predicted model, not a curated record. The coding region runs from base 1 to 627 and encodes 208 amino acids. NCBI's taxonomy places the organism in Eukaryota, Viridiplantae, Streptophyta, Magnoliopsida, Fagales, Fagaceae.
AUGGCUCGUGUUUCCUAUGCUAAUGCAGUUGGAAGCUUGAUGUAUGGAAUCAUGUGUACUCGGCCUGAUAUAUGUUAUGCUGUUGGAUUUCUCAACAGAUUUCAAUCAAAUUCAGGGCUUGCUCCUUGGAAAGCUGUCAAGAGGAUAUUAAGGUAUCUUAAAGGGACAACAGACUAUGUCCUUUGUUAUCAAGGUUCAAAUUUGCGUAAGAUUGGCUAUAGUGAUGCUGAUUGGGGUAGUGACCUAGAUGAUUGCAAAUUUACAUCAAGAUAUGCUUUCUUGCUAAAUAAGGGCACCGUCACUUGGAGUAGCAAGAAACAAUCCUUUAUAGCAUUAUCAACUGUGGAAGCUAAGUAUGUAACAUGUUUAGCAGUUGUUCAAGAAGCAGUUUGGAAUCACGAGGUUGUUGAGGAUGCCUUAAAUCUCGUUACGGUACAUUGUGAUAGCAUGUCAGCACUUGCCUAUGCUAAUGACUCUAAGUAUCAUGGUAAAACCAAACACAUUGAUAUACGGUAUCACUACAUUCGGGAAAUAGUUGCUCACAGUGAAGUGGUUCUAAAACACAUUUCUUCAAGGCACAUGAUUGUUGAUCCUCAAAUAAAGCCUAUAGGAAGGGAUGCCUUUUAG